Molecule: messenger RNA, 3576 nt
Organism: Penicillium arizonense
Lineage: Eukaryota; Fungi; Ascomycota; Eurotiomycetes; Eurotiales; Aspergillaceae
Product: putative SNF2 family helicase
Exons: 14
Coding region: 1-3576 (1191 amino acids)
Molecular function (GO): ATP-dependent chromatin remodeler activity; ATP binding
Source: RefSeq, a predicted model, not a curated record
AUGGAUUCCCAAGACCAAGACCAUGAUAAUGGUGGGUGCAGCCCCCUGUCUGUGAAGCAGGAGCCAGGCGAGCCAGAAAAUGCAGUUCCGAAUGCAGGAAAACUGCAUUGUCCCAAGCCAAACCCUGCUCUGCUGGAGACCAUUAGGGCCAACAAAGACCGACCCGAAAGCCGACCAGACAAUAUUGAGCAGGAGAUACCGAGUGAGCAGCAGGAAGAAAAGCCUCAUGACAAGCAAAGCUCGUUAAAUACUCAAGGUGAGACACCUGGGUUUGACUUACCGGGAAUUCAAAACAUGGGCGACAACGUGGUCAGCAAUGAGGACGGCGAUGGGGAAGAAGACGAGGAGCACUGGGAAACAGACAAUGGAAAAGGCAGUGGAGAAGACGAUAAGCAAAACCGGGAGACGGACAUUUCGGAACCUGCACUCAAAGAUUGCACCGGCUCGAAAGACAAAGACGAGAUGCCCACGCCAAAUGAAGACCGGGCAUCUAAGCCAGACGAAGAGGAGACAUCCAAGCUAGACGAAGGCAAGUCCUCCAAGCCAGACGAAGACGAUACCUUCAUGCCAGACGAAGACGAGGGUUUCAUGCCAAACGGAGACGAUACCUCCUUGCCAGACGAAAUCGAUACCUCCGUGCCAGACGAAGAGGAUGGUUCCAAGCAUGUCCCCUCCCCGGCAAACAAACUCUGGGAUAUUAACCCCUCUCACGACGACAAAGCUCGAUUUGACCUUGCAAAACAGCAAGAAGCCGCGCGAAUGUCCCAAAUAGAAGAACAAAGGCUCCUUGAUGAGGACCUCCAGUUUGAAAAGGAAAUGAAAGAGCUCAAUCAUCUAGUUGACAUCGACUCGGAAAUGGAAUUUCAAGAGGUGUCAACAGACGACGAGCCUCAGGAACGAGCCCCGAAAAAGCCGAGUUCAAAGCCAAAGCCAAAGCAAGCUACAAAGGCUCAGAUAUCGAAAAAAGAACUUAAUAGGGCAUCCGAUAUUGGUCUUCGGCAUUUGCUUGCCAAGCAUGAGGAACAGCAGAUCCAAAAUUCGAGUGACAAAAAAGGGAUCAAGAGUAUCUUACAACAUAAGACGAAAAAGUCCCCAAAAAAGACGACAAGGGUAUCAAACGAUGAUAUUGAAGGACUUUUCUACCAUGAUAUCGUCGCUAGUGCUAACGCGAAUGCUUCGAUGGCCGAGCUUCCUGGGUCUGAUAAGAAGGACAAGUCAAAGGCCCUAGCAGAAAUCAUCGCUAGUCUUCCAGUCUCCGAUCGAGAAGAAGCCAAAUCAGACAAGAAACAAUGCAUUGAAGCCUCAAGAAGGUUCCAGCCAGCCGCGAAACUCGUGGGAAAGGCCUGGAAGAUCAAAGGACUGGAAACGCACUUGUACCACUACCAGCUCCUUACUGUUGCUUGGAUGCGUGAUCGUGAGAACUCUACUGACGCGCCAAAUGGUGGCUUGCUGUGUGACGAGAUGGGCUUGGGGAAGACACUCACAGCGAUAGCAAAUUUUGUGGAGGGACGUUCUGCAGCCAACUCCGAAGGCCCGACUUUGAUCGUGGUCCCCAGGAACCUGGUCACGCACUGGCUCAAUCAACUUACCACGCACUGUGAUGGGAAAACGGUCAACCCGGUCGCGUACCAUGCCGGUUCGCGAAUGCGGGCCAGUGAUCUAGGAGCUUGGUUUCAAGACCAGGAUGUUGUUGUUACGACAUAUUACGAAAUUUGCAAUUCAUACCCGACCAUGAAGCCACCAGAAGGGCUUAAAACCCCCGAAGGUAUCCAAGAAUGGUGGCAGCAGUUCUAUGUUGAGCAUCUCGGGGCAUUUCAUGAAAUUACGUGGCACCGCAUUAUUCUUGAUGAGGCUCACAUCAUCAAGAAUCCGAAUUCGAAGACCUCUAUUGCAGUCCGGGCCUUAAGUGCGACGUAUAAAUGGGUCUUGACUGGAACUCCUUUGCACAAUUGCAUUGAGGAGUUCUAUCCUUACUUCGAGUUCAUUGGUGUCCCGGCAAGCGUCCCAUACGAUGCCUUCGCACAAAACUACUGCAACGACGGCCAGUUAUCCCAUGAUAGACUGAUCGCCAUGCUUCGUCUCGUGCUUCACCGAAAAACCCAUGACAGCCGCAUGUUCAAAUUACCGCUCAUACAUCUUCCAGGGAUUGCUCAGCAAGAAAAGCUUCUUGAGCCUAAUUCAGCGGAGAAAUAUCUCUAUGAAAGGAUACAUCAGUUCUGUAUCGAUAUGAUCAAUGGCUUGGUUUCAGACAAGGGCAAGCAGUUCAAGUGCUUUCUCACCAUGAUCCUCAAGCUUAGGAUGUUUACAAGUCACAUACUCGCUGCCCAGGACAUGGUCAAGCGGGUUAUUGAUCAACCUGGGGUCAUCCAGAAAUUGAAACACCUCGCGAAGGGGCAAGGAAACUCCCCCUCAGCUAGCACAACUAAGCUUCUUAUUGCCAUGAAGUCCAAGGUUUCUCUGCCUUGGAUGUCUGUUCCCACUCAAGUUGAGGAUUCGUUCGAUCGACCACGACCUCCGGCAAGCAAUAUCAACCUCCGAGAAAAGCUGCGGGCAGAACUGGAUAGUCUUCAUCAACGGAAAAGGUGGAAUGAGCGUCUACAGCACAGUGAAUGCCCUCGUUGCGGAUCCCCACCCGUGGAGUCCGUUGUCCUUACCGCCUGUCUCCAUCUCUAUUGCGAGCAAUGCUUUGACGAGCUUCCUGAUGAAGAUGGAAAUACCGACACAGUCAGUCGGCUUUGCCGCAUUUGUCAAAUGCCCAUCACAGAGGCCAGUUUCUACAAAGAUAUAUCCGACCCAGUUGAACUCCCCAAGCAGCAGUGCACGGCCCAAUCUCCUGAAACAACCUUCAUGAAAAGGAAGAAAUCAACACCCAAGAAGACAGCAAAGGGCAAAGCGAAGCGGCAGCGAAAGAGCCCCAAGGUCGACAAAAGGCCAUCAAAGUUGCGCAUAAUCGACGGCAUAUCAGAUGAGGAACCGGAUGACUCAAGCGAAGACGAAAUGGAUCUCAAGUCCGAUUGGAUUCGCUACAUUGGCUAUCAGAUGCCUAGCACAAAGCUUGACGCAAUCAAGGAUCUGGUCGACAAGUGGGUGAAAGAGGACAAAAAGGUCAAAAUUGUGAUCUUCACACAGUUUCUGGCAUCGAUGUCCGGAAAGAUGUCCUUUUCGUCGCGAGAAGAUCAGGUCAAAGAUUUCCGAGAUGAUGAGGAUAUACAUGUCCUCAUCUCUUCCCUGAGAACUGGUGGAGUUGGCCUCGAUCUCUCUAUGGCAAACAAGUGCAUCAUGGCAUACUGUCGUCUCUACCGUAUCGGCCAAGUUCGCGAAGUUGAGUAUGUCAAGCUGAUCACGAAAGGCACCAUUGAUGAGCUUCUCUUUGAUAUUCAGAGGAGAAAGACCAAGAAAAUCAACACGGUAAUGAGUCAGAGGGCUCUCACGGGGACUAACUCUAUGAUGGAGUUACUUUCCAUGUUUGGACAGGUGACCGAGACCCCAGGUGGUGCCUUUCGAAUCUCAGCUUUCAAUCCGGAAGAGAAAGCCAGAUUCUGGGAGCCCAUUCGCAAACGGAACGACACGAUCUGA